Molecule: messenger RNA, 4473 nt
Organism: Trichoplax adhaerens
Lineage: Eukaryota; Metazoa; Placozoa; Uniplacotomia; Trichoplacea; Trichoplacidae
Exons: 22
Coding region: 1-4473 (1490 amino acids)
Biological process (GO): positive regulation of SREBP signaling pathway
Source: RefSeq, a predicted model, not a curated record
AUGUAUUCUUACUUAACGCGUUAUGCACGCAGUUGUUAUCGUCGUCGUAUUUUAUUUUCGUUUAUUCUUUUAACGUUUACUGCAUUAUCAUUGCUAUUUUUACCGUUAAGAAAGGACAAUAGAAAUCAACUAAACAAAUAUCAAAAACCGUCAACAAUUGUGACAGUUCCUGCUUCAAACAGAUUUCUGAGGCCAUCCACAUUCUUGCCUAACGAACCUCACAUACGUUCGUUAAAAGGAGGUUUAAUCUGUAAUCGUUCUCGAUUACUAAAUAAUGGAUGUUGUGGCAAGAUAACUUUCAAGAGAAAUUUCGGAAGCGCUUGCCACACCUGCAACAGUAAUCGUUGCUGUGAUCAAUACGAAUUCUGUGUUUCCUGUUGUCAAUAUCGGAAAGAAGCCUUAGACCUGAAAGAAAUAAUCCGUAAUUCACCUGACGGAAUCCAACAACUUCUUACCUCGGCAAAGACCCGCUUCGAGUUUUGUUUAAUCCAGUGUAGAACAUCUUCACGUAUAUUUAGGGCAGCCAGUGAUGAUUUGAGGGAAAUACUGACUGAAGAAGCAUUUCAUAAAAUUAUUCAAUUUGCUGCUUCUGAUCUAUUAGGAUUUAAUUUUACUCAUCAUGUAACCUCGUGGCAAAAUUACCGCGGUUCGACUGCAAGCUGUAAUGUAAAUUCUAAUAGACUUGAAACUGAACAUUGGUUAAAGAAAAAAUUACAAACAAUAUUUGAAAAGCGAAGAAUAAACCUUGCUAGUCCUAUUAAUGGAAUGCAAGAAUCUGAAGCUUUUCUUAAUUAUACCAUUAGAACUUGUGUUAACAGAAUUAACCAGUAUAUCAGUUCAUUAAGUAAUCAGGACAUGCCAAUGAAGCGAGAUAUAACCAAGUUCAGAGUAAGUGAUGUCGUGCCUCCAAUAAUACUUCCAGUGAGAACGUGUGUAUUUAGUCAAGAAAGUGAAACUAUGGGCAGCAUUUUGGCCAAUAUGAUAGAAAUAGAUUUUGAUUUUACCAAGGAAGUAUGCAAUCAUCUUAAUGGCUACCUACUACCGAAAAGUUUAAGACAGAAGCUCUUAAUAAAUGUACUACUCAAUGAAUCGCUAUUAAACGAAAAUAAUUAUGAUGUGAGCCCUAAGACCUUGCUGCAAAAGCACCAAACUGCUUUUAAGGCAUCUAUCGAGCGUGAAAUUAAAACAUUUUUUGACGGCUCCCUGAUUGGAUCAUCAAUUGCCGGACUUUUACGUCAGAAUAUAAGCGGGGUUAUAGCACAGUCACCUGCUAUACGUGAUAAUUCCACCGAAAGGCGAGAAAGGAUAUUAUUUGAAGUUCUGAGUAUCGUCUACGCACAUAAUAAAACUUAUGAGCCGCAAUACAUUUACAAUUUGUAUCCAUUAAUAAUAACAUAUGAAGACGCUUAUUCUUCGAUUGACGAGUUGACCAUGUUUUUAGCCCUGGUGUUCGCUGUGCUUUGGCCAUAUUGUUUCCCAAUUAUAGCUGAAAUUCAUGAAGCCACUGAAAGAGUUUUGGCUAAAUUAUUUUCAGAAGAUAAGCCUUUAAUGUCACAUAUAUCAAAUAUUGCAAAUAUGGAAAAUAUAAAGGAUCUUCCACUAGAGCUAAUGUCUGGAGAACUAAAAAUUAACUUUAACUUCGAUGAAAUUUGCACCGAUAGUUUACAUAAUUCUUCAAGCCAGAUGUCCUUAUUUAAGUAUCUUAUUCGCAAAUGGAUGGUAGAAAUGUUCACAGGAAUUCUUAACUUACCCAGUGUAAUGUUCGUUCUUGAUCAGUUACUUAUGAAUAAAUUCAAGGCUGUCGUAUUAGAAGACGUUAGUUUAUCGUUAAUUAUGCUUUUACGUGAAGACUUAAUGCAGUGUAAGGGCCAUGCUGCGUUACUGAGGACCAUGAUACAAAAACCAUGCAAGCUGUAUACGACUGAUAUACAAGACGCUGUGGCAGCACUUCGUAGCGGUCAGCCUUUGUUUCAAUCGGUUAUCAACCAUCUUAAUAGAAAUGCAUGGCUGUCUUAUUCUGAAAAAUCUACGGAGCUUUCAUUACACGCGUUCCAGCCGUUUCAAUUAAGAAGAAUUACCUUAAGCCUCAAUAUUUCAACGGCUAUUAAUAUGGCCAAAACCGAUAACUAUGACGACAUAGUUCAGUCACAUGCUAUACUGUCUCUCCGAGCAAGUGCCUACGUAAUCUUUAGUAUUCUGUUCGACAACGAAAUUAUAUUUUCAAAGAGAACAAAAUCACAACCGACCGUUGAGAAAUAUUUGGAAAAUAGUCAAUCAAUCAGAUUGAUAUGGCCGAUAUCUGAAAUUAUUUCUUUUCAUGAUAUUCAAUCCCAAUCUGGUUCUCGUGAAGCUCAUGCAAGAAUGUAUAUUGAAUUAAAGUAUCAAACAGAUUUAGAUGGUGACGAUAAAUUGCUAGGAUAUGCUAUAAUCUCUAUGAAAAAAUUACAAAAUGAUAACCCAAAUCUUAUUCGUUGGUCUUUGGAGUCACUCACAUUGAAAAGUGACUUGAUUUCCCUUGAUAAUCAUCAUAAUUCUAACUGGCAGUCCAGCCACUCGCUAGCUUCUGAUAAGUUAUCAAAGUCUAUAAAGUCAUGCAUAAUUGCUUCUGUAGUAAGUGAAAAUCUUUCGGAACAUCUAUCUCUACAAAUGAUUGAUCCCAACAUCUGGACGCCUCAACUUCAGUCAACUGAAACUGUCCAUAUUACUGAAUUAACAAGUGAUCUCGACUUUUAUAUCGACUCAAUCCGUUACCUGCCAGAUAAUGCAACUAUUAUUAAGGUAGCUUAUUCACUUUUUACCUCCUCUUGGGAAAAAAUUAAUUUCGUACCUGCCGAUCAGUCGACUUCUUACCCAAUUCUAACUUCAUCUGCAAAAUGCCCGAAAUUCACAUAUCGAUACUCCUUUGUUUCUGAUAAUAGUGACAAAGAUAUUUUGUGUUGGGAGCGCAACGCAAUAUUGUUAAUUCGCAUUUUGACUGUUGAUCUUCACUUCGGUAAUGUCGCUGUACUCGGAAAUGGAUAUUUACCGAUUUUUACUAGGAUAGAUGAUAAGACAACCCUCAAUUUUGGUGGACACCAGUUGGUAAUUUAUCAAAAUUUACCAGAACGAAAUCAGUCACUAACCAUGGAAAAUAUCGCACGCUUUUGUGUAAAAGUACCUGCAGCAUCUAUUGUAGUAAGGUUGACUCCCCAUACCAAAGACUAUGUUUCACAACCAGAGUAUACAAGUGGAUAUUACAAAACAGAAGCUUGUUAUCCUACGAAGUCUGAAAUAGACGUGAUAAAUCAUUACUUAACUACCACAACCUAUUCUUCUACUGUAGCAGAUAUUACCAAAUCAUUGAUUCUGAAGGAUAAGCCAGUAGUUCGUCAAGCAGCUCAUCACUUAAUGCGUGCAAAUCAUGACAGAUCAACCUUAUCAGCUCAAGCUGUCGGCAACGCUGUUAAUCAGUUUAGGAAAAAAGUCUCUUUAGCGCGCUCUGCUGCUGUUGUUUCUAAAGGAAUAUAUGAUGAUGCAGUAAGUAAUGCAAGUACAAUCAACGAUGCCAAUAGCAUAUCGACUGAGAAUUUAUUGCCAAAGCAACAUAUUAGUACAGAAGCUAAGCAGGAGAUAAAUAUGUACAUAAAGUCUCGUUUUCGUACAAAAGAUCAAUUAUCUUAUCUUGAUUUAUCUCGCUCUGUGCUAUACGAAGAGUCAGUUGGUUUAACAGUAAAACUCGAUAGACUUUAUGGAAUGCAAUCGAAGGGCUACUUAAAUGUCUUCUGUUACACAUGGAUGAAUAAGCGUUCUAAUGAUGAAGGAAACUGUCUUUUACUUUCUCACAAACGAGACUGCUGGCAUAAAACCGCAUCACCUUUAUUCAUCGAUUCCCAGCAUAAAUUUCAGCCUCCAUAUGGUCAUGCUGUUGCUUUAGUCCUUAUGGUUUACGGUGUGGAGAGAUUUAAUUACAUUCCUACUACGAACACGCAAAGUGGAACUACCAUUGCACAAAAUGAUCCAGACUUAGACCCGAAAUAUAUCGGCUGGAGCAUAUUACCACUGUUCAGCAGUAACUGCGUUGCCUGUUCCAAAUAUUUAUUGCCAUUAUAUGACAACUACCCACAGGCGGCUUUGUCAAUAUCUCCGACAAAGACAAUAUCAAGUCUUUUGCAAACAGCUAUCAAGCAGCAAAAAAUUUCUGUUCUACCGACUGCAAGUCUCGAAAUUAGUCUUUGGGAUGGUCACUUUUCCCAGGAUGAAUGCUAUCCGUUGAGGGUAAACAACGACUUCUUCCAGUUGGGUGAUGCAGAUCGACUCCAGAGCACGAUUUUGAGUGAUACUUUUGAGUGUGGAACAUUGAUGGAAUUCUUUAUUGAAUCUCUACCAGAAAAAGAUAAAAAGCCGUCAGAAGAAUUACUAGCAGAUGCAUUUCGUAGUUUCGAAGUACACCUUAAUGAAAUAAUGGAAAAGAAAUUGGCAAGUAGUAUCAUUUAG